AUGCAGGUGCCGAACAGACCAGUGGGAGCUUAUGGAUACUCCGUGCGUAAUUACGCACCAGCGUCGCUGUACCCGCAGUACCAGGGGAGUCUGUGCGCGUCGACGACGAAGCCUCCAAGUGGAAAAUCUUUCACCAUCGAUGCUUUGCUCGCCAAGACGGAGGACACAACCAGCUGCAGGGCGAGUCCGACUCAGUGCGGAGAGAAAUAUCAACCAGCAGUCCCAGUUCUGCCUCUCACUGGACACGUUGGCUUACCGAUAUCAACAGCACCUUACGUCUAUUCUCCAAACAUGCUGCACUCAGCGCUCAACACACAGCCCGGAUAUUCAGUCUACUGCUGCCCGCCUUUCACCUACCAGUCAUCGUGCCGAGGAGCAUUUUACGCACAAGCUUCGAUCUCCAAAGUGAACGCAGGGCUGCACUCGUUCAAAACUAAAGGUGGGAAGUCGAAACGGAUGCGCACCAGCUUCACCACCGAGCAGCUCUCCCGGCUGGAGAAGGAGUUCGCGCGGCAGCAGUACAUGGUCGGAUCAGAGCGGUUCCUCCUGGCCUCCGCUCUGCAGCUCACAGAAGCUCAGGUCAAAGUUUGGUUCCAGAACAGACGCAUCAAGUGGCGCAAACAGAGUCUGGAGCAGCAGCAGGCCAAACUGGCCAAACUGGGUCUGGCUGCUCCGCCGAAAAGUCCCGGAUCUCAGGGCCACGGAGAUGAAGGAGACGAGGAGGAGGAGUUCUCCGACCUGGACGUGGACAUUGAUGUGUCUGAUGACUGCAUUGACCACUGCUGA
Messenger RNA from Plectropomus leopardus (leopard coralgrouper), 786 nucleotides. It is a transcript of the gene noto, whose product is annotated as notochord homeobox. Lineage: Eukaryota; Metazoa; Chordata; Actinopteri; Perciformes; Serranidae. Gene Ontology annotation, cellular component: nucleus. The record is from RefSeq and is a predicted model, not a curated record. Gene Ontology annotation, molecular function: DNA-binding transcription factor activity, RNA polymerase II-specific; RNA polymerase II cis-regulatory region sequence-specific DNA binding. Gene Ontology annotation, biological process: neuron differentiation; regulation of transcription by RNA polymerase II; central nervous system development.